GAGUAUUUUCUCAUAUGGCUGUAAGGUCCGCCAUUUUUUUAAAUGGUAGAAUUGUGAUCCAUGCUGCUUUUGAGUUCUACAAAAUUUUGGGAUUAACUUUGUUUAUUAAUACAACUUAAUAAUUAUUGUUAGACAAAAUUUUAUAAAAUGACGACAAGCAGUGUCAACACGAUUGAUUUGUCCGCAUGUGGUAUGUCGAAUGAUGAGUCUAAGUCACGGGAGAACCUUAACGAUAACAACAAUCCAGGUUUUGAAGACAAGGAAAUGCGUAUUAAAAUCAUACAUCAGAACACUGAGAUAACCAAUUUGCCAAGUUGCAGACCUCCAAGCCAAUCUCCGUUAACAAUUGAUGGUGAAACGCCAAAGCGUUUUAUAAUGGUCGACCAAAAAUUGAGGUUACCUACAGAAUUAAGAGAAACAUUGAAAUUUAUAGGGAAAGAUGAAAGAGGUUAUUAUAAAUACCUCGCCCCUUUUAAUACUGUAAAGGGCACAACAAAUAAAUUCAAAUCUGCACGCAGCCAAAGUAAAAUAGUAGCUGCUAAGCUGGAAGACGUUCACAGCAUUACUUUAAAAACAAAUGUCGUAAACAAAGGCGUGUCUCUAGUCCCAAACAACCAUGCGUCGGAUUGUUUAAGCUCGCAUUCGCCCAUAUUCCCAAAUCUUGACAAAAAUCCCCACCUACCUACCGAUCCAUCGAAUGUACAAUUAUCCAGAUUUCGGGAAGAAGGAAAGUCAUUUUCAACGUCAUUCAGAACAACAGACCAAAGAACAAAUAGUUCACAAACUCAGUCUACGCUUACGUAUAAUACUAAAGAAAAUGACAUCCACUUGAGAACGCAUCCGAAAAUAAAAAAUCUAAAGGUUUUGCUACGGAGACUACCUAUGAUACCCCAGGCUGCUAAUGAAAUAAAUGAUCAACCAAAAAACUUCAAUGCAGUCGCUGACAAUCCAGUUAAAUCAGUUCGUACAGUAAAUGUUGGGUCUUUACAACCAAUUAAUCCUAUAUCUAUUAAAACUCCCAGUGUCUUGAUUGUUCAGCAGCCGCUGGAAAAAUUUAAUCCUCUUGAUUUGCAGACUUCCGAGGGAGCAGAAAAAUACAACAAUAGUGUAUCUACAAGAGCACGACCAAUUCAGGAAAGCAGGGAAAACCUGACAGAGGGAAGAAAGUGUAAUGAGGUGCAAACAGAUCUUUCCUUUGAAGGUGUUUGCGGUCUAGUGGAUACAAAUCACUUUCAUCUAAAUUGUUUUUAUUGUUCAGCCUUCUAUCAUUUAGAGCGCUGGCCGGAAUUCUUGGAACACGUAAAAUAUCAACACAAUAUUGAAGAGAAAGCUUUUUCGUUGGAUCAUGAUUAUGCAAUGUUAAAAAACAAUGAUAUAAAAAAAGACUGUUCGAGUGAUUAUGACGAAGCCGAUCUAAAUGAAUUAUACAAUCAUAAUCUACCUUCACCGAUGCAUGCGAAAUGUUUACGUGAUGGCAAAACUGUUAAUGAGUCGCAUCCGGUAGUAGAUUUCUCCGUGAUUGCGAAGAGAACUAUGUUAGACCUUCCUAAAUCUUCGAAAACUCUCAUAAAAGCUGAUAACUUCGACUAUCUUUUUAAAGCUUGUAAGAGUAAUGUGACUAAUAUUAUUUCGAGCGAGGCUGAUGAAAGAACUGACGAAGACUAUCCAAUGGAUGACUUUUGUACAACAAGUAAUAAUUCUUUAAGUCCGUUUACAGAGGCAGUUGACUUCGAUAACGAUACGAAUGGGAAAAAUUUUAAGCAACCGCUAAAAGACCUUUUAAUAAGAGAUUCUCUAAGUUUUGCGAAGUCAUUUCAAAAGUCUAGCGACGACGAGACAAGAUCUGAAUGCAAUAAGGAUGCAGCAGCAGCAGCGCAAUUAUUUAGUGAAGAUGACUCUUUUGGAGAUGAAUUAAUUUGUCUUGAGGAGGGUAGUGAGUUUUUAGAAAUUUCUAAAGCAAAAACAAAUGAUCUUCCAGCUGCUCAAGACAUUUGUGAAUUAAGCAAUGAAGAGUUGGCUGCGCGUGAAGAAUAUGAAAUUGACCAAAGUGAGAACGUUCGAGACGAUUCGAUCUCAAGCACUCCAAACGACAUUGAAAUAUCCGACGAUGAAAUGCCUUCAAAUGAUGAAAACGAAGAUGAUGUGCCAAAGCCCAGUCGUGGCUGUGGGAUACUCUUCGGUUUGACCAAUCGUUCGGUAGUUAUAGAAUUUUUAGAAAAUUUGAAAAAAUACCCAGUGCUUUAUUCGAAUCGGGCCGUCUGUACCAGGACUGAAUAUGAUGUAGCAAUUAUGAAAAUGUGUUCCAUGCUUAAUAAAAAGUAUCACUUGGACAUAACAGACCUUGAAAUGCGACACAGUAUACAGCGUGUAAAUGAUUGGUUCUCCCGCACUGCAUAUAAAAUGAGGAAACAUGAGAGAAAUAUUCAAAAUGAACCGUUUAAACACCGUUUCCCUAAAUAUUUUCAAAUGUGUGAAAAAUUUUUAGAGAGGACUCGUCUACCAUACAACCUGGAUUUAAUAAAAAAUAAUCAAGAUGCAGUAGUUUUCCGGCGGUUCAAUCAAAACUGCAAUUAUCCGCCAUGGGUGAAAUAUACAGUAGCGGACUUGAAAAAGCGGAACUGUCAAAUUGAAAGUGAAAACUCUAAUCAAGUGGAGACAAACAAAUUAACAUGCAUAGAAGAAUCUUUGGAAAACAUAACCAAAACUAAUUUAGCCAAUGCUAGACGAAACUCCAUUGUAAUCAGGAAAGCAAUCGCUAUGCAAGAGAGAGCUGAAAAACAACCGGAGCAAGGCGAAUAUAAAUGUGAUCAGUGUGGUAGAGAAUAUACCCUAUGGAGAAAAUUUCGCGCACAUAAAUACACACAUUUGCCUCCAAAAUUUAAAUGCGGACUAUGCGAAAAAAUGUUUACACGAAAUUAUUUCCUUCAGAAGCAUAUAGAAGCUAUUCAUUGCACGCAGAGUCUAAAUACAGGUUUUAAACCUAAGCUUAUUGCUGAGCGCGAAGAAUAUAAAUGCGAUGAAUGCGGCAAAAUGUUAUACAGGAAGAAUGCUUUUCGACAGCAUAAAUUACGGCAUCAGCCACCGCAGUACCAGUGCAAAAAGUGUGAAAAAAUGUUUUACUCCAAAGGAGCCCUAGACAAUCAUAAUCAUUCAUCACGCUGUCAACCAGCACCGUACAUCUGUGAAUUUUGUGGUAAGGCCAUCUAUUCGCGAAGUACGUUUCGGAUACACAAGAAAACAAAGCAUUUCAAUAUAAGGCGUUGGUAUACUUGUGUGGUGUGCAAUCAUAAAUCACAAUAUCAACGUUAUUUGCUACGUCAUCAACAAAGGCAUCAUUUAGCUCAAGAAGGAACGCUUGAGGAAUUAGCGCGUAGAACGAAUCCACAAGGAAUGCGAUUAGUACACUUUAGCGAAGAAUAUCGAAAAGGAUAUUUGUGGCGAAACUCGCUGCGGCGACCAGGUGAGAAGGUAUAUAGCUGCUUGACUUGCCAUGUGGUGUUUGAGCGCUAUAAAGAUGUCUUACACCACAAUAAAGAAAAGCAUCCAAUACGUCAUGGCACCUACAAGUGUGAGCUAUGCCCGUCACCGGGCCGAUUACUGAUGAGGUCAUCUUUGCGUCGCCAUUAUACUUCAAUGCAUAAGGUGGCACCGGAGGAAUUGGAGGUCUGGGUGAGUCGUACCCAGCCUGUGCUACCCCCAACUUCUGACUCUAAUGGACCCAAUCCUAACGAUGGUUACCUCCUCCCGAUUGUCAAUAAUGAAGAACCUAUUGAAGAGGAACGUAAUGCAAUGGUACUGAUCGAACAGAUCGAAGAAAAUGACACGGUAAACAGCCCGGAAAAUGAAAUAAAGUCUAACGUGGACAUUGAAGAAACAGACUUUGAUGAUUUAGUGGUAGAGAUUAUCGAAUCUGAAGAGGACAAUUGAAAAACCAUGCACUGUUCACUGUUAUUUUAUUUGCUUUAUGCACUUUUAAAUAAGGGUUAUUAUUGUAUGUAAUAUUACAGGAAAAAAAUAUCAAUGAUUCAUAAAUUUAAAUUAUAAGUCCAUGGCUAACGUCAUGUAAUUAGAUUGGUGAUGAAUAAAGGACUAAAAAAUGUA
Molecule: messenger RNA, 4101 nt
Organism: Glossina fuscipes
Lineage: Eukaryota; Metazoa; Arthropoda; Insecta; Diptera; Glossinidae
Exons: 12
Coding region: 148-3927 (1259 amino acids)
Biological process (GO): regulation of DNA-templated transcription
Molecular function (GO): DNA-binding transcription factor activity, RNA polymerase II-specific; RNA polymerase II cis-regulatory region sequence-specific DNA binding
Source: RefSeq, a predicted model, not a curated record